CGUCGAUUUUCAAAACGUUCACAACGUUCACGAAACGCAAAGAUAAAAAGAAAUUUGCUUGCCUGUGCAAUUGGUGCGAAAGAGAUGUAUCGAUUUGUAUAAGUAUAUUUCGAGUGCUCGAGCGACGAUCGUUGUUAUAUCAAAAGAAAUCCCAAAUUAUAUAUGUAUUUGCAUGUCUAUGUGUGCGUAUGUGCGUCAAGUGAAAAAUCCAAUUGGAAGAAUAAUUCAAUCGAUUUUUUGUCUGUUUUGUAAUUUGGAAAAGUAAACACAAAUAUAUAUUUUGUAAUCUGUGCGGGACAAAAAAAAACUGAAGAUAAGUCGAAAAAUUGCAUUUCAUGUGGAAAAUAUAUGAAAAGUGCGCUGCCAUUCAAGAAAAUUGUGUUCUAUUUUUAAAACACAGCUAAUUUUUCAGCCGUAAAAUUGAAUAAAGUGAAUAAAUUCCAAAAAUCGACAAAACGUGAAUAGAAAAUUUCACAAAAUGAAAAACACAAUUUAAAUAGGUGCAAGCUAUUAAAAUUCAAAGUGAAUGGAAUUAAAGGUGAAAUUCAUAUGAAUCUAACAUUGAUUGGAUAUCUGUGUGUGUGAGUGUGUGUGCGUGUGUGAUUCAAAGGGAACCAAUAGAAGAGAUAUUUGCGGUUACGCAAUUAAUCGCACUGCGAUUGCGAUAAAUGCGGUAAAUUUAUCGCUUAAUUUGCAGCAGCAGUGCAGCAGUAGAUGCAGCAGCUGUGCCGUGGCCCCAUUCCUAAUUGCCCAGCUUCAAAUUCAUCUAAAUGCAGCAUCAUCAUUUUGUAAAAAGAAAAGCUGACAAUUUAUAUAGAUACAGAUGCAUCAUCUGUACCCAUCGCUGAAAGGCGAUCAGCUCUGCCCGCUCGGCUUUCAUCCCCAGACACGUUAUCCCACCAGAUGUAAGCGAUGUUUUCGUGAUUACAAAGAACAUGGUGCUCGUCGAGGGGGCGACGAGGUGGCCGCCUCCUCGCCGAAUCUCUCCGAUGCCCAAAGCUCAAGGCCAUCUUCUCGCACUUGGACAUCGACACAAAACCUGACGAGCGCCAACGGCAACAACAGUAAUGAUAUAGAGCUCAAGAAACGUCCGCAGUCCUGGGCUUCCACACCCGAUAUCGAUGAGACUGUCGAGAAUUCCGCUUCGUCAUCAUCGCUGGUGGCAAAGCGUCCAAGCUCUGUGGCAUUGGGUUCACGACCCGUGGACGAUCACAAUGUGGCUGUCACCUUAAAGCUGCCGGUGCCGCCGCGUCGUCACACCACAGCUUUGGACAUCAACGAGGUGGAGCAAACGCUAACGCAAGGCCGUGUCACUUCCUCCCCUAGUAAAACUUCAAGUAUUCCAGAUGAGCUAGUCAUCCUAUCGACCGACAGUCUUGCCGAGCGUGUGCGUAAAAUGAAUCUUCUGAAGAAGCAGCGCAGUCUUAACUCCAGGGAAAACAGCCGGGAACGCUCUGUGCCACGUCGCGAUGAGGAUACCGAACCACCGCCGCCGCCAGAUCGACCGGAGCGCAGCAAGUCCGGCACUUCACUCAACCAGCAGACGGAACUCAAACGUGCCUCGUUACCGCCUAAGAAGGUUGCGAGUACAACCGCAGCCUCUUCAGUCAGUACUACCAGCUCAACCGCUGCUGCCUCCGUCACGCCCAAGCCCGCUGUCUCAAACCCUUUGCCAACGCUCAGUGAAACCAAAGUCACAGCCUCUUCCUCCAGUUCCAGUUCGAGCAGCACACGACGAAAGGAGACCGAAGUCAAUAACAGCAACCACAACAGCAGCAGUAGCAGCAUCAACAGCAGCAAGGAGCUUAAAAGACAAACCCUACCGGCUGCAACAUCUCCGAGCAUAGGAGCCACUGCAGCUGCAACGCUCAAGGAUCAAAUGGCUACGCUACGCACCGAACUGGAGGCGAUGAAGACUCGUGCCGAGCGAGCGGAGCGCGAAAAGAGCGACAUACUACUUCGAAGAUUGGCCUCAAUGGACACAGCUUCCAAUCGCACUGCAGCUUCGGAAGCAUUGAUACUGCAACAGAAGUUGAACGACAUGAAGGAGCAGCUUGAUCGUGUGUCGGAGGAUAAACGCAAGCUAAACCAGCGCAUGAAGGAGCUCGAGCACAAGGAAAGUCAGUCGGAGUUGAAGCGGAAGCUGCAGGCGGCUGAGCAGAUUUGUGAGGAGCUCAUGGAGGAGAAUCAAUCGGCUAAAAAAGAGAUAAUCAAUUUGCAAGCGGAAAUGGAUGAGGUCCAAGAUACGUUCCGCGACGAGGAGGUCAAAGCCAAAACCAAUUUGCAAAAGGAUCUAGAGAAGGCGACCAAAAACUGUCGCAUCCUUAGCUUUAAGCUGAAGAAGAGUGAACGAAAGAUCGAGACACUUGAGCAGGAAAGACAAAGCACCUUUAAUGCCGAACUGACGGCAAAAGUGAAAAAGCUCGAGGAGGAGCUACGAUUCUCCAGCGAGCUUACACGCAAGUUACAGACGGAAGCUGAGGAGCUUCGUAAUCCCGGCAAGAAGAAGGCGCCUAUGUUGGGAGUCCUCGGCAAGUCAACGUCUGCGGAUGCCAAAAUAACGCGUGAGUCCCUAACUCGUGGUGGAUCACAGGAAGAUCCACAGCACUUACAGCGCGAGCUACAGGACUCCAUUGAGCGUGAGACUGACCUCAAGGACCAACUAAAAUUCGCCGAAGAAGAGCUUAAACGGCUCAGGUCUAAAGCUUCUCGACAGCGCUUUCAGCUCAAUCGCGGUACUCAAACAGGUGACAUGCUUGCCAUUCCAAUGGCGUUUCCACGUGCCACGCAGACGGUGGUCAUCGCCCAAGCUGAUGCCGCUUCGAAUACACCGAUCUUGCCUGCAACAAUAGAAUUAGGCACACAAACUCUUGUGGUUGAUUGCAGUGAAAUUGCGACGCAAACCCAUUUAGAACUCAACACUCGACGUGUUUCCGUUGAACGCGAAUCUUCACCGUUUAUGUCGCUUUUUACACCUACGACUUCAACCAGAGCUGCUCAACAUGCCAACUCCUUGCUCUUUCCCAGUGCUAUUUCUCACGUUUUGCUCGCUGGGGCUAGUGCAGCUCGCCGCUUAAGUCCUGCGCCCCAUGCACAUCGUUUGGCACCCGAGGUGCACGCCGAUCGCGAUGAAGGAAUCUCCGAUGAGGACGAUCCUGCCGAGCUGCGCAUUCUGCUCGAGCUCAACGAACAGGAGGCUUCGAUAUUGCGCCUAAAAGUCGAGGAUCUUGAGAAGGAGAAUGCGGAGUCAAAGAAAUAUGUGCGUGAAUUGCAGUCGAAGCUGCGACAGGACAAUGGCAGCAAAGGAUCGCUACUCAGCCUUGGUGGUUCCUCCUCAAGUGCGGCGGAGAAGAAGCUCAAGAGCUUGAAUGAGGAGUUGGUUGUGCUCCGCAAAAACCUGCAGGAAAAGGAGCAAAGUGCGGAAACGAUGCGUGCUCAGUUAAGCAAACUAACAUCGCUGGAGACCGAGAACGAAAAGCUGACCAAGGAGAACAAGCGUCUACAGAUGCAGACACUCCGUAAGUCCAGUUCGGUGGAGAAGAAUGUCGAAGCGGAGCUGCCCAAGCUCAAGGAUGCUCUGGCACUGGCGCAAAGAGAACGCGACGAACUGACGGCGCGAGUCAAGCGCAUGCAGCUAGAGGCAGAUGGCAAAUUGCCAACCCGAACGCCAAAACGAGUUAACGAUCUGACCCCAAAGAGUCAUCUGAAGAAAUGGGUAGAAGAGCUAGAGGAUGAGAUCAGUGAGAUGCGUGUGCUGGUCGGUAGUUGUGGUGCCAAUCAACUAAAAACCCUACAGACGAACAAGGAAUCACUGGAGGAGGAACUGCAAAAGUGUAAGCAGAAACUAGCGUUGGCCGAGGGAGACGUGCAGCGUUUGAAGCAGCUUAAUGGCAGCAGCAGCAAGACCAAGGAACUGGAACAGAAGCUUAAGGGUAGCGACGAUGAGGUUAAGAAACUUAUGGCCAGGCUCAAGGAUCAUGAGGAAAAACUAAAGAAGCAGGAAGCACAACUGAAGCAGAGUGAGACAAGCAAAUCCUCCCUAGAAUCGCAGCACAAGCGUGAGAAGGAGAAGGUAUCCAGCCUGGAGAAGGACUCUGAGAAGCAGGCCAAGGAAAGAGAGAAGCUUGAAUCGAAGAUCACACAGCUAGACAGCGAACUGCUAAGUGCCAAGAAGGCUGCAGAGAAAACAAAGACAUCCCUGGAGAAGGACAUCAAGGAACUGAAGGCCAAGUCCAGCAAAUCGGACAGCAAACAGGUACAGGAGCUCAAAAAGCAGCUAGAAGAGACGCAGACAACGUUGAGUGGCGAGCAGAAACGCUACGAGGAUCUAAAUAAUCACUGGGAGAAACUGUCAGAGGAAACAAUUCUAAUGCGGGCCCAGCUAACCACAGAGAAGCAGAGCCUGCAGUCAGAACUAAACUCGGCAAUGUACAAAUUGUCCGAGAUGGACACCAUACGCAUUGAACGCACCGACAUGGCUCGCAAGCUGAACGAGUCGCAGAAAAAGAUCCAUGAACUUGAGCUCAAAGCCUUGAAGGCGGGCAACAACAAUAGCAGCGAACAUGAACGUUCCAUGCUCAAGAACAAGCUCGCCGAAAAGGAGCACGAGUAUGAGCGUUUGCGUAGGGAGAACGAGAUGAAUAUUGAUCUAGUAUUUCAGCUGCGCAAGGAUAACGAUGAUCUGAACAGCAAACUGAGCGACUUUAAUCGCAUCGAGCAGGCGCAAUCCUCGCUCAAUGGACACGGCGCUAGGCGAGAGGCCGAGAUCAAGGAACUGAAGACGCAAUUACAAGCAUCCGAGCUGCAGCUCAAGUCUGAGGUGGCAUCGACCCGACUACGCUAUGAGCAGCAAGUGAAGAACCUGAGUGGAGAGCUGACUUCCAUGCAGCGUCAAUGUGAACGCUUCAAGAAAGAUCGGGAUGCCUUCAAACAAAUGCUUGAGGUGGCGCAGAAGAAGAUCGGUGAUCUAAAGGCUAAUAAUACAGGACGCCAGAGUCGCAGCUCAAUGCACAGCAGCGAUGACGAUGAUAAAAGCAAGAUUGCCUAUCUGGAGCAACAGAUUGGUCACCUGGAGGAUCAGUUGGUCGAGUCGCGACUGGAGUCCAGCAAGGUGAAGACGGAGCUUGUGUCCGAGCGCAGCGCUAACGAAAUUAAAAUCUCCGAGAUGCAAUCUAAGCUCAACGAGUUCGAGGAGGAGCGUGUCAUUGGAUCUGGCAGCACCAAGCUGCCCGGCAUGAAGACGAAACUAGAGCUGUCCUGGCAAAAGGAACGCGAGGAUCAGCAACGUCUGUUGCAGGAGACUUCAACGCUGGCACGCGAUCUGCGUCAAACGCUCUUCGAAGUGGAGCGCGAACGCGACAAGGAACGACUUGAGUCCAAGCGUAAACUGGAUCAGACCAAACGCUCCACGGAGGAGGAAAUGGAGGAGGGACGCAAGAAGAUUGCGGAGCUGCAGUGCGAUCUGCUGGAACUGCGAGAUGUGCAUGCCAAGCUGCGCACCUCCAAUGAGAAGCUGCGACGCGAGCGCGAACGCUAUGAAAAGGAGCUGAUCAAACGUCGUAUGGAGCAGGAUGGCGGCGAGCGUAAAGUAGGCGCACUUCUGCAGACCGUCGACGAGCUGGUAAAGAUUGCACCUGAUCUGAAAAUCGUAGGCGGCGCCUCCGGAGCACGCAAUGCAUCGUCGUCGUACGGCGAUCAACAUACGCUGCGUCCCGAGCAGGCAAAUGUGCGACGUAGUCGCAGUCCCUCGCCCACGUUGAGCAGCUCCCAGAUCACCAGUGUGCUGGCUCGCUUGGCCGAAGCCUCAGAGGAGUUGCGUAAGUUCCAGCGCCUCACCGAGGACGAGCAGGAACGUAGCCGCAUGCGACGCGGUAAUUUGCGUCGCGCCGCAUCGCAAGAGAACGAUCACCAUGGAAGCACCAGCUCUGUGGCAAGUGCGGCGGGAUCUCAGCGUGGUGGACGCAUCUCACGCAACUCUUCCAAUGGCAAUUUGAUACGCAAGAGUCUCUCCCUCGAUCACUCCAUUCAACGGGAUCAGAAUAUUUGGCGGCAGGAUGAUGGCAGCGUCUCAUCUAUGCAGUCCAUUGACUCUGAACUUGGUGGCCUGGUGAGGGACUCCAGUCUAGACUCACGGCUCGAUUCUCGAUUGUCAGGCGGUUCCACACAAAGUGACUUGCCACGUGGACCGCGCAAAAAGAAGAAGAGCCUCAUGGGUAAACUACGCAGUCUGACGAAAAGCAGUCGCAAUUCCGAGAGUGAAAUAUCGAUUCAAGGAUCUGAUUCAGACCUUAGCGUAGCUAGCGACAUGAGGUCGAGCAAGAAGGAUUUGCGUAAUCGUUUGUCCGGCAUGUUCAAGCGUUCUGGCUCCAAUUCACGCAGCGAGAGCAUCGAACGUGUCGGCUCGGAGCAAAGACCGGUCGCCGUGACUGUCGUAGGACAUCCUGAUGGACCACAACCACGUGAACCACCGCCAGCCAACUCACUCACACCGAAGCCCAUACGUUCGAUACCAAAACCGCCAGCUGGCACACCCACCACACCAACCACAAGACGGCGCCUAGCCAAGUAGUCAUCAUCAUGUUAUUAGGUUCAUCAUAGAUAUGUAGUUAUACUAGUAACUCGCAUAGCCAACCACCAAGUCCAAACCAAGUUCGUUUCAUCUUGAUAACUGCAAUUGGGGACUUGAGCACCACUCACAUCACAACAUCACAUAUUAUGUUUAUUUUUUAACUUUCAAAUGUUCAUUAAUUUAUUUACGAUUUUCAAAAUAAACAUAUACAUCUUUUUCAAAUA
Drosophila albomicans is the source of this 6792-nucleotide messenger RNA. Its product is annotated as myosin-1. NCBI's taxonomy places the organism in Eukaryota, Metazoa, Arthropoda, Insecta, Diptera, Drosophilidae. Bases 824 to 6568 code for a protein of 1914 amino acids. Gene Ontology annotation, biological process: regulation of autophagy. The record is from RefSeq and is a predicted model, not a curated record. The transcript is spliced from 16 exons.